Molecule: messenger RNA, 837 nt
Organism: Camelina sativa (false flax)
Lineage: Eukaryota; Viridiplantae; Streptophyta; Magnoliopsida; Brassicales; Brassicaceae
Product: agamous-like MADS-box protein AGL97
Biological process (GO): positive regulation of transcription by RNA polymerase II
Molecular function (GO): DNA-binding transcription factor activity, RNA polymerase II-specific; RNA polymerase II cis-regulatory region sequence-specific DNA binding; protein dimerization activity
Source: RefSeq, a predicted model, not a curated record
UCUCUUUUGUCUCUCUUGGUAAGAAAACAUUAUGACGUCGUCUGAGUCCACAAUGAAGAAAGGAACAAAACGAAAAAUCGAAAUCAAGAAGCGAGAAACCAAACAGCAACGAGCGGUGGCUUGCUCUAAACGCCGUCAAACUGUCUUUUCCAGAGCCGCCGAUCUCUGUCAUCUCUCCGGAGCCAACCUCGCCGUCUUCGUAACCUCUCCGUCAGAGAUCUCCGACGUUGUUUACUCCUUCUCCGGCUACUCUCCUGCCCAAGAGAUCGCUGAUUGUUACCUAAAUGGCAAGCCACCUCCUAAGAUUAAACCCCAAUCGCAAGCGCAAGGGUUCUGGUGGGAAGACCCUGAUCUGUACAAUUCUUGUGAUGAUCUCUCUGAGUUAAACAUCAUCGAGGAUCGUAUAGAGAGAGCGAAGAAGCAUGUGAUGGCUUGCCUUGAGAAGAUUGAACAAAGAGGGUGUCGGAAUUAAACGGAUUGAGGAAACAGACUUUGUGGUUCCUCUUCUUCUUCUGUCUUCGUCUCUCCUUUGUCCUCAUGGUGUGCGGUGGUGCUAUUGCUUCCUCUUUACCCCUUAGAAGCUCUUUUUCUCUAUAACUUUGGAUCUAGCUCUUCUUGUUCCUCGGAUUUGGAAUUGAUAUGGUUUUGUUUAUCUCUCUGGUGUCUUUGCGUGAGGAUAGCUAUAUCCAAUUGAUUUGUAGAGAACUGUAGAACUGAUGUAGACGAUUAUAAUGCAAGUGCUUGUGAAAGCGAUUGAUUAUGUAUGUGCUUCCUCCAGUGUCUUGUCUAAUGUGUGUUCCUUGCAUAUAUAUAUAUAUAGCUUGAGACUUGAGAGAA